Messenger RNA from Lithohypha guttulata, 1701 nucleotides. RefSeq names its product serine/threonine-protein phosphatase 2A 56 kDa regulatory subunit delta isoform (gene RTS1). The record is from RefSeq and is a predicted model, not a curated record. NCBI's taxonomy places the organism in Eukaryota, Fungi, Ascomycota, Eurotiomycetes, Chaetothyriales, Trichomeriaceae. Gene Ontology annotation, biological process: signal transduction. Gene Ontology annotation, cellular component: protein phosphatase type 2A complex. The transcript is spliced from 3 exons. Gene Ontology annotation, molecular function: protein phosphatase regulator activity. Bases 1 to 1701 code for a protein of 566 amino acids.
AUGGGACCUGGUCACCACUCUGGUCAGGCUCAGCAAGGUGGACAGCCUAUUGGCCAGCAAAAUGCUCCUCAGUCUUCUACACCUGGUCGACUCAACCACAUCGCUCCUUCCGUCGUCAUAAGUCCUAGCGCUCCUCAUGUGCCUCCUGCAGGUGCCACCGAGACCAUGCCUGGUGAUCUCGCGCCUCCUAAAGCAGGACAGAAAUCCUUGUUGUUCGACAGACUGCAAUCGACCCCGAAAGAUGUGCCAGAAGGCAUCAAGACUCCCAGACGACAGCAUUCGUCGCGCUUCGAUAUAUCCGAUCAAAAGACCAGAGAACUCGAGAAAUUGCCUGGCUUCCAUGAAGUACCACCGAAUCGAAGGCAGGAGCUGUUCAUGCAGAAGAUCGAUCAGUGCAAUGUCAUAUUUGACUUUAAUGAUCAGACAGCAGACAUGAAGUCAAAGGAAAUCAAGAGGCUAGCGCUACACGAACUGCUGGACUAUGUGGCCAACAACAGGUCGGUCAUUACAGAGCCUAUGUAUCCACGCGUCGUCGACAUGUUCUCCAAGAACCUCUUUCGUCCAGUUCCACCUCCGGUUAAUCCUCAAGGAGAAGCAUUCGACCCGGAAGAGGACGAACCAGUUCUUGAAGUAGCUUGGCCACACAUUCAAGUUGUGUACGAGUUCUUCCUGCGCUUCAUAGAGAGCCAGGAUUUCAACACCAACAUUGCAAAGGCACACAUCGACCACCAAUUCGUCCUCCAGUUGCUCGAAUUGUUCGACUCAGAAGACCCCCGAGAGCGUGAUUUUCUCAAGACAACACUUCACAGGAUAUAUGGCAAGUUUCUCAAUCUGCGAAGCUACAUUCGGCGAUCGAUAAACAAUGUCUUUUUCCAAUUCAUAUACGAAACGGAACGAUUUAAUGGCAUCGCCGAACUCCUCGAGAUCUUGGGCUCCAUUAUCAACGGAUUUGCUCUACCGCUCAAGGAGGAGCACAAACUCUUUCUGACCAGGGUCUUGAUACCCAUGCACAAGGUCAAGAGCCUCAGCAUGUAUCACCCCCAACUAGCCUAUUGCAUAGUGCAAUUUCUGGAAAAGGACUCGGCGUUGACUGAAGAAGUCGUGCUUGGACUGCUGCGGUAUUGGCCCAAAGUCAAUAGCACGAAAGAAGUUAUGUUCCUUAACGAGGUAGAAGACAUCUUCGAGGUUAUGGACCCGGCGGAGUUUGCCAAAGUUCAGGAGCCACUCUUCAACCAAUUGGCCAAGUCGGUUGCCAGUCCUCAUUUCCAGGUCGCGGAACGUGCCCUAUACUUCUGGAACAACGAGUAUUUCUGUAACCUCGUCAGCGAUAAUGUAGAAACCAUCUUGCCCAUCAUGUUCGCACCGCUCUACGAGAACUCCAAGGGGCAUUGGAACCGCACAAUCCAUGGCAUGGUAUACAAUGCCAUGAAAUUGUUCAUGGAGAUAAAUCCUCAACUGUUCGACGAUUGCUCCCACGACUAUAGCGAACAUCAGAACAACGCAGACAAGCGUGAACAAGCAAGGAAUGAGAAAUGGGCCAGGUUACAAGUACAGGCCGAAAAAAUGAAACAAGGCGUGCGGCCUACCACGCGCGAAAUAGUGAACUCGAUGAAUGAGCAACGCUUAGAGGAUUUGAAGUUGCACGACGAAUCGGCAGCAGCGCAGACAGGGGCAACAGGUGACCAGAGCAUCUACGCUUGA